Molecule: messenger RNA, 1449 nt
Organism: Paramisgurnus dabryanus
Lineage: Eukaryota; Metazoa; Chordata; Actinopteri; Cypriniformes; Cobitidae
Gene: p2rx3a
Product: purinergic receptor P2X, ligand-gated ion channel, 3a
Biological process (GO): response to ATP; calcium ion transmembrane transport
Cellular component (GO): plasma membrane
Molecular function (GO): purinergic nucleotide receptor activity; ATP binding; extracellularly ATP-gated monoatomic cation channel activity
Source: RefSeq, a predicted model, not a curated record
GGGAAGGCAAAUGUGGUCAAUCGUUCCUUUUUGUAAAUUCAUUAGGUUACAGGAGAGGACACAUUCCUUCAUUUGGCACACGCUGGUUUAUCUGGUGCACUGGACCUUUAUUCAGCGUGAUUUUAUUUUCAGCUUUACACGUUUACAAUGGGUUCAAGAAUUAUGGAAUGUUUCGCAGAUUUCUUUGUGUAUGAAACGACCAAAUCGGUUGUGGUGAAGAGUUGGUCUGUGGGAACCAUCAAUCGGGUUGUCCAGCUGCUAAUUAUUCUGUACUUUGUCUGUUGGGUAUUUCUCCAUGAAAAAGCAUAUCAAAAUCGAGACACAGCAAUUGAGUCUGCGGUCAUGACUAAAGUGAAGGGCUUGGGCACUUUGAACAAUCAAGUGAUGGAUGUAGCAGACUAUGUAUCUCCUCCACAGGGUUCUUCAGCAUUCAAUAUAAUUACCAAAUUGAUCAUCACAGACGAUCAGAUGCAAGGACUAUGCCCUGAGAUUGAUGAAAAAUUCUCAUGCGAGACUGAUAUUGACUGUAGUAACAGAAAUGACGCACAUCUAGCCAAUGGCAUUCUAACAGGAAGAUGUUUGAACAAUUACUCCUCUUCAGCGAAAACUAGUGGACAAUGUGAAAUUCAAGGCUGGUGUCCUGCAGAGAAUGACAAACGUAAAGAGAACCCAAUGAAUGUUGAUAACUUUACAAUCUUCAUCAAGAACAGCAUUCGAUUUCCUUUGUUUAAUGUCACUAGGGGUAAUUUCCCUUCCAGCAUGAACAUUGGAAGCUGUUUAUAUGAUCCAGUGCACAAUCCAUUGUGUCCGAUAUUUAAAGUGGGAGAUAUCCUGAAAAUUAUCAAUCAAGCCGACAUUAUUACAACAGGAGGGGAGAUUGGAAUUAACAUAGCCUGGAAGUGUAAUCUGGAUUAUUCUGUGGAAAACUGCAAUCCACAAUACUCAUUUACUCGACUAGAUGCUGUGUUUCAGCACGGUGGAGCCUCCAAAGGAUAUAACUUCAGGUUUGCUAAAUACUACAAGUCUGCGAAUGGGACUGAGCAUCGAACGCUUCAUAAAGCUUAUGGCAUCAACUUCGAAAUAAUCGUGUCAGGCAAUGCAGGAAAGUUCAGCAUUGUGCCAUUUAUGAUUAAUCUUGUGACUCUUGUGACAUCAGUGGGACUGGCUACUGUGUUUUGUGAUGUCAUCCUUCUUCAUUUCCAUCAUGGCGCUGAUGAGUACAAAGCAAAGAAAUUUGAAAAGGUGUCAAAUAUUGUAUCUCAUUCAUGCGAUGACCAACUCUAUAAGAGCAGCCAGAUAUCGAUAAAAGCAAUGUGAGCUACUGAAGACCAUGAAUGAGGAGAAAAGCCAUAUACGGGAAGAAUUGUGUAUAUUGUUGUCUUGUCAAUCAGUUGUUUGAAAAAUGUGUGUUAUACGACUGAAAACUCAGUUGGUUAUUUGUCAAGUCUG